UCCAGCCGCUUCCUCCCGCGGGCGGACGGACGAGCGGCAGCCAUGGAGGGCGAGCCUCCGCCGGUGGAGGAGCGGCGGCGGCUGCGGGAGGAGCUCAGCGAGUUCGUGGAGAGCUGCUGCCGGACGCUGGAGGAGGUGACGGCGUCUCUGGGCUGGAGCCUGGACCGGCUGGACGCCGGGGACGAGGCGGCGGCGGAGGAUGAAGUUGUGAUAUGCCCUUAUGAUUCCAAUCAUCACAUGCCUAAGUCAUCUUUAGCAAAGCACAUGGUAUCUUGUAGAUUGAGGAAACUGGGCUAUACCAAAGAAGAAGAGGAUAAAAUGUAUAAUUCUGAUUUUUUCUAUGAGAAUGCGAAGAUACCUUCAAUUACUUUGAAUAAGGACUCACAAUUCCAGAUAAUUAAACAAGCUAGAGCUGCAGUUGGAAAAGAUGGUGAUUAUUCUAAUCAAAGGAUUUACUCUUCAUCGCCUGUUGAAGUUCCUCUGAAUCACAAACGGUUGGUUUGUGAUCUGACCCAAGCUGAUCGUCUUGCCCUCUAUGAUUUUGUAAUCGAGGAGACAAAGAAAAAGCGCUCGGAUUCCCAAAUUAUUGAAAAUGACAGUGAUCUCUUUGUAGACUUGGCUGCUAAAGUCAAUCAAGAUAAUAGUCGAAAAAGUCCAAAAUCUUACCUUGAAAUCCUGGCAGAAGUGAGAGAUUAUAAAAGAAGACGCCAGUCCUAUAGAGCUAAGAAUGUUCACAUAACCAAAAAAUCAUAUACUGAGGUGAUUCGGGAUGUGAUCAAUGUGCACAUGGAGGAACUCAGUAGCCACUGGCAGGAGGAGCAGGAGAAAGCGGAGGGUGGCCCGGAGAAGAAUGAAGACAGGCGGUCGGCGUCGGUAGACUCCCGGCAGUCUGCGGGGAGCCAUCAGGGUGCCGAGUGCUCCCGACACAGGAGGGACCGGAGCAGGAGCCCACAUAAACGGAAGAGACAUCAAGAGAAGGAUAAAGGCUGGGGCUCAGGGAGAAGGAGAGAGAGGGAAGGGGAAAGACAUCAUAGUCAUAAAAGAAGAAAGCAGAAAAUAUAAAUGGAGUGUUUGUGCAUGUAUUAAUUAUGCUUACACCAUGGUAACCAAUAUGUUUUUUAUCAUAAUUGCUUUGAGUAGAAUGUGUUUAUAUGAACUGUUUAGUGCUCAGAUAAUUAUUUUUCAAUAAAUACUUAUGUCUCAAACCA
Messenger RNA from Camelus dromedarius (Arabian camel), 1208 nucleotides. It is a transcript of the gene SNRNP48, whose product is annotated as small nuclear ribonucleoprotein U11/U12 subunit 48. The record is from RefSeq and is a predicted model, not a curated record. Bases 43 to 1062 code for a protein of 339 amino acids. The transcript has 9 exons. Lineage: Eukaryota; Metazoa; Chordata; Mammalia; Artiodactyla; Camelidae.